Hibiscus syriacus is the source of this 1082-nucleotide messenger RNA. RefSeq names its product eukaryotic translation initiation factor 3 subunit D-like. The coding region runs from base 102 to 1082 and encodes 326 amino acids. Gene Ontology annotation, cellular component: eukaryotic translation initiation factor 3 complex; cytoplasm. Gene Ontology annotation, biological process: translational initiation. The record is from RefSeq and is a predicted model, not a curated record. NCBI's taxonomy places the organism in Eukaryota, Viridiplantae, Streptophyta, Magnoliopsida, Malvales, Malvaceae. Gene Ontology annotation, molecular function: translation initiation factor activity. The transcript has 2 exons.
GGUUUACUUAGUCUUCCGCCCUAAUCCACGGACCAGCGGAGUUUAAAUUCAAUUAAUCCCUUACGCUGCAUCAGGAAAAUCCAAUCCAGUGAUCAGUUACAAUGGUGGGAGUUUUCGAAGUUGGAGCAAUUGCGUUCAAUCCCGACGGAUGGGGUCCACCCGAAUCAACCACCGGCACCCCACUAAGUACAACCACCACACUUCCUCCCCACGUCCCCUUCGCUACUUUCUCCCGCUCUGAAAGGCUUGGCCGGAUCGCCGACUUCACCCGCAAUUUUCCCUCUUCAAAUGCCAACGCAUCGAAUCGCCCUUCCUCUGGGAAACCCGGAUCAGCCGACUCUCCCUUCGAUUUUUCUCUCGACCUCGACGCCUUCCCUCUCGCCAAUGACGAUGGUUCCGCCUUCCGUUUAGUCGACGCCAAGCCUCCAUCUCGUCCUAAGUUUGGCCCUAAGUGGCGUUUCAACCAACACCGACCUCAACUCCCCCAACGACGAGAUGAAGAAGUCGAGGCCCGGAAAAGAGAGGCUGAGAAGGAGCGAGCCCGCCGCGACCGUCUUUAUAAUCUCAACCGGUCCAAUCAGAACCAGCAACGUCGUGAAGCCGCGAUCUUUAAAUCCUCCGUUGUUAUACAACCGGAAUGGAACAUGCUCGAACAAAUUCCCUUCUCAACAUUCUCCAAAUUAUCCUUUUCCGUCGCCGACCCAGAGGACUUACUUUUCUGUGGUGCAUUAGAGUAUUACAAUAGGUCUUUUGAUCGAAUCACCCCAAAGAACGAACGGAGAUUGGAGAGGUUCAAAAAUAGAAACUUCUUUAAAGUUACCACGACUGAUGAUCCGGUCAUCCGGAGAUUGGCCAAUGAGGAUAAAGCCAUUGUUUUUGCGACUGAUACGAUUCUGGCAACGUUAAUGUGUGCACCCAGGUCUGUUUAUUCAUGGGAUAUUGUUGUUCAACGUGUUGGGAAUAAACUAUUUUUCGAUAAAAGAGAUGAGUCACAAUUAGAUUUAGAGAAAAUCGUCUCAACUAACUCGGCUCCUAUACAAACUUGUUGUACUGUCAGCAACUUCUGGGGAAAUCUGCCAUGA